This is a messenger RNA of Entrophospora sp. SA101, 807 nucleotides long. The record is from the annotation of a GenBank genome assembly. Lineage: Eukaryota; Fungi; Glomeromycota; Glomeromycetes; Entrophosporales; Entrophosporaceae.
AUGUCGGGGCCCUUUUCACCUCAAAAGAAAAGAAGAAUUUCAACUUCACCAAUUGAAGUUCGUGCAAUUACUACAACACAAAAUUCACCCAAUCAAAGUUUAACAACAGCAUUUCCAAAAUUAUCUUCAACACCAACAAAAUCAUUAACAACUCUAAUAAAUACUAAUACCAUUAACUCUCCAUCGGCUCCACCAAGUUAUUUAAAUAUGUCGAUAGGUAGUGGUGGUGGCAGUGGACAUCUUUCGCAACAAGAUUUGUUAAUCAAAUUAGUUAAAAAGGAAGAAGAGGUUCAAAAUCUAUUGGGUGAAUUACAAACAUUAUCUCAAACACUUGCACCUGAAUUUUCUUAUGAACCAGCCUAUCGGAAAAAAUUUCUUGAUCCUGCUAUUAAUGCUUUAUUUCGUACUAUGAAAAUGGAACUAGAAGAAAAAGAUAAAACAAUUGAAAAUUUAAAGAGAGAGUUGGAUGGUGUAGGAUUUACACCUAAUAGUAUUACAGGUAAGAAACUUGUAGAGAAAUUGAGAACAUUACAAAAUGAAAAUGAAGAAUUAGGCAGACAACUUCGACAAGGACGCGUGGAACAAUAUGAAGUGGAGAUAGCUUUGCAAAGAAAAGUUAUUGAAGAGUUGAAAAUUGCAAUUAAAAGAAAACAAAGUAUAGUUUUAGAAGAAGAGAUGGAACGUCUUCAAGAUCUUUUAUUUCAAAUGCAUGCAAAAGUGAAUCGUUAUGAAAAACAAGCCAGGCCUGAAAGAAAAAAUCAAAGAGAUGAUUUCUCUCCAUCAACACAACAGAUAGAUGAUGUUUGA